UACCACUGUCGCGUUUGCACAGUUGGUAGAGUCCAAUGUCCUCUGCCUGGUGAGUGAAGAGCUGAAGGCCACGGUUAGGUGUAAACAAAAGGAACCAUGGUCAACUUUGUAGCACUUGCCCGUGAGCAUUGGGUGAACAUCUUGGUGCCCAUGGGCUUUGUGAUUGGAUGGUACCUUGACAAACAGCAGGACCAGAAGCUGACAGCUUUCAGGAACAAAAGUGUUUUGUUCAGCAGGGAGCUGAAGUCUGGUGAGGAGGUGACCUGGAAGUAGACUACCCCUACCUGGAAUGUGUCCUGUCAUCUGUGGUGUGAAUGACCCUCAAAUCAGAAUAUUUAAGAGUCCUGUGACUGUUUGAGUUGGAUCUCCUAAUAAUCUUUCAUAUUUUGAGUUGUAUCAACCGAUAAUAAACAUGCCCUUUCUCUUAAAAAUAA
Perca fluviatilis (European perch) is the source of this 434-nucleotide messenger RNA. RefSeq names its product NADH dehydrogenase [ubiquinone] 1 beta subcomplex subunit 1-like. The record is from RefSeq and is a predicted model, not a curated record. Lineage: Eukaryota; Metazoa; Chordata; Actinopteri; Perciformes; Percidae. The coding region runs from base 97 to 273 and encodes 58 amino acids. Gene Ontology annotation, cellular component: mitochondrion. The transcript has 3 exons.